CUUUUUCGAUACACAUUCUGUGUGGAUAUAUAUACGAAUAUAUGUAUAUAAAUACCUGAGCGUAUGCCCGAAGAACUGUGCCAAUAUAACUGAUUUAAAUUCCCGUGCAACGGACAGGGUGCAGAAACGCACUGCACCAGUGAACGAAACCGCGAGUGUUGAAAAUUUAUGAAAAAUCUAAUUUGAUAGAAUCAAUCAAUCAAGAAAGUGCCAUCGUCACCUCAAACGCGCCGUCAAGGCAUGCGAAUGCAUGCCACACGAAAUAAAUAUAAAAAGUCUAUCAAAUUAUUGCCAAAUUGCAGCACAGCCGCCAAUAAUAACAGUUAACAGGAACGUAGCAGGGCCCCACAGGGCGCCUCGGAUAAUAUUUCCUGGUGAAACCAGAGUAAACAAGAAACUUGAACCAUGGAGCAGUUUGAACAAUUGCUGACUUGCUGCGUGUGCCUGGAUCGGUAUCGUAUACCGAAACUGUUGCCAUGCCAGCACUCCUUUUGCAUGGAGCCCUGUAUGGAGGGCCUGGUGGACUAUGUGAGGCGGCAGGUCAAGUGCCCCGAAUGUCGUGCCGAGCAUCGCAUACCCUACAAUGGUGUUCAGGCAUUUCCCACCAAUGUGACACUGCAACGCUUUCUCGAGCUGCAUAUCGAAAUAACCGGAGAACUGCCAGAUCCAACAUCAGGUCAAAUUAUGGAACGUUGCGGUGUCUGUUCAGAGAAAGCCUAUUUGUCGCACUGCGCCCACUGUGAGAAGAAGAUCUGCGACGACUGUAAGAGCGCCCACAUGGACAUACUGAGACGUGAGAUCACGCGUUUUAACUCACAGAUACGCCGCAGCUUGCACCGACUACAGGACUCGCUGGCCAUCAUCGAGAAGAACACACUUAGUUUGCAAACGAACGCCAUCAGCGUAACUGAGGAAAUUGAUGAGAUCUACCGUCGCAUAACUAAAGCGAUUAAGGAUCGUUCAGAUCAGCUGAAGGGUGAAAUCGAUCGGUAUCUGGCUGUGGAGCUACGCAACCUGACCACGCUCAAGGAAAACCUUGACCUCGAAAUCAAUAACAUCACCAGCAAUUGCGAUAUUGUAGAUAAGUACAUGAACGAAACUGUGGAAUGGGAUGAUUGCGAGCUUAUGGACACCAAGGAGAUCUUCCUGAAGACAGUCGAGUUCUUGCGCCACUUCGAAUAUGAGAAUGCUGAUUACAGCAGGCGUGUGCGCUUUAUGGUGUCGAUUGAUCCCAAUCAGCUGGUCAUGAAUUUGGCCACAUUUGGUGAUCUGAACAUAACUCCCCACUCUGCGCCUGGCAGUUCGGUCAGCAGUUCCCAUCUGGCACCACCCACUGGCCUUCAGCCGGGCUUGAUGCGCUCUAAGAGCGAUCAUCGCCUGGCCACACAGUUCAGGCAGCAGGAAGAGCGAGGCGGUUACAAUGACGAGCCCGUCUUGGGCGGCCGUAAGUUUGGCGAGCGACCCGUCCGCACUGUCAACCCUGACCGUUAUGGAGAUGCAGGCAGUCGCUAUGGGCGCUCCGACUACGACUACGAUAAUGAAUACGAAAAUGAGCAAUCAUCACGUGCUGGAAAAUCCUCGCGCUUCAGAUCGCGCUUUGUGCGCUCUCAUCAGAACGAUGACUCCGACAGCGAACAGCAGCAACAGCAGCGUCAAGAGCUUGACAAGCGCAAGGAUCGCGUCCUAGAUAGUGAGGACGUGUCCCGUGGCCAGCUUAGCGGCAUCAUACGACUGAGCGACUGUGCGCGUGUCGUACAGCGUCUGGCGGACAUCGGCAAAGAGAAGAAGGAGAAAAAGUCGGAUGCAGCGGCGGCAGCACAGGCUAAUGUCCAGGCAGCCAUUCAAGCUCAAAAGGCAGCCAUGCAGCGGCAAAAGCAGGCCCAACAGCCACCAGCUGCACAGCGUCAGGUGUCCGAGGAUGAUGAGCUGGCGCGCCAGAAGCGUCAAAAUAAAAACGCUCCUGCCGGCUCAUCUACAGCCACUCCGACAGCUUCAACGCCAGCAGCGGCGACCAGCGAAACAGGCGAACGUCCGAACACGGAUCGUGUAACGGCCCUGAAACGUGGUGGACAGGCAGCAAGUGAAGAGAGCGACAGUUCUACUCAGGCGGCAUCUCCAGUGCGUACAGCGGCGACGCGAGCUGAGGUAAGUGUGAAUGAAACAAAUGAAGAAGAUGAGCAAGGCGUUCAAGCCGCGCCCGAAGAGGCGCCCAGUGACAGUGGCAGCGAUACUGAGAACGAGAGUACUUCUGAAAGUGAUAGUGGGGAUGAGGAAGAAAGCGAUAGCCCAGAGCAGGGCUUGGAAGAGGUGGAAGACCAAGAAGAACAAUCAGCCACUCAGUUACAAAAUGUAGAGAUAAUGGAGGGUAAUGAUGGUGGGGAUGAAGACGACUCUUCAGAGUAUGAGUACGUUGAGGUAACAGAUAGUGAGAGUGAAGACGCUGAAGAAGAAGAAACACAGGCACAUCCAACGACGCAACCUACAAUAAAUAUUGUGGCUCCAGAAGAAGAGUUAACAGAUAAGGUAGAAGUAGUUGCAAGCGAGUUUAUACAAGUAAGUGAAAAUGCGGACGCUGUAGAGCAUGCAUCGGUAGUCGAUAAAAACAAUGAGAGCGAGGAGGAAUUAGAGGCUAGCGACGAUGACUCUGUGGCAUCGAAGCCACCGAUGUCCGCCCAAGUGGCGGCCGUCAAGAAGACGCAACGAUCUGGCAGCAGCGACUCUACCGCUUCCACCGAAAGCUCAGCCAGCUCGGGCCAAGCAGCGGCGGCCAGCAGCUCGCAAAAAGCGCCUUCGACGGCACGAUAUUCAACUGCACGCGAGGCUAGCACGACUGCAGCCGCAGCAACGACGCCAUCCACGCCCGAGAAGAAGCCCUUCGUGAGUCGUUUCCUGCCACAACACAGCGGCACAAGUGCAGCCAGUAACGGAGCGGCAGACAAGAAGAAAGCUGAAUCCGAUUCAAGCAGUGAAGAGGAGACCAGCUCAGAGUCCGAAUCGGAAUCGGAGCCAGAGACAAAGCCCAAAACGGGUGCGACCAGCAGCAGCGCUAACAAAUCCACGCCCAGCAGUGUCUCCAACUCAACGUCAGCUGCCACAACGGCGUCUUCCUCGUCCACGUCCUCGUACCGCGAUCGGCUCGAGGCACGACGCGCAUCUCGCGAUGAUACCGGCUUGUCGGCUCGCAGCUCCGCCUAUGCCACGCCCUCGAGCAGCGGGUACGGCAGCAGCUCGACAACGACUUCGACGCCGCGAACCCGUGCCGUGCCCGCGCCGCAUCACGCGACGGACAACGAGGAUCGCUAUGGCAGCGGCAGCAACAGUGGCAGCAGCUACACAAGCCGCUUUCUAAACAAAAGCAAGAGCAGCGCCAUUGUAACGCAACCCUCGCUGUCCACGCCCACCGCCUCCUUCGAUGACGACGCCAAUGGUACUGGCGACGACUCGGACAGUCGCUAUGGCACGGGACGCUCGCGAUAUCUGGCGAUGAAGGAGCGACGCACUCGUCUGGCGCGCAGUCGCUCCUCUCACCAGUUUGGAAAUGAAGAUGAAGAUCUGGACGAGCCUGUGUCGCCGACGACAGCCUCACCAUCUGCUUACUUAGCUUCAAGGUACAGCGGCUAUGGUGGCAGUGACUUGUCCAGGAGCCGUUCUUCCCACGCUCUCAAGUCUCGCGACAGCUCUCCCAUCACUGAUCGCAGUGCUGGUUCAUCACGCAGCGCCAUGGGCAGCUCGACAGACAACAACAAGGAUGGCGAAGCGCUGAGCUCAUGGGCGCGCUAUCUGAAGAACAAGUAUGGCAACAAGAGCAGCAAGGAUGCGCCAGCCAGUAGCGGCAGUGCACGCGACACGCACGCCUCUAGCUCUGCGGCGACGUCAUCGCAUGCACACGCCCCUGGCAGCAGCAGCCGCAGCACCGCCAGCGAUGUCUCUAGACGCCUCAGUCUGGGCCUGCCGUUGCGACAGGCAAACGAGAUUGCCUCAUCCGACGAUGACGGGUCAAAAAACGGGCUAGGCUCCCCUACGUCCCCUACGGUGGCAGCAGCAGCCGGUAUAGCAGGAGCAGCAGGUACUAUCCCUAAACAGGUGUAUCUGCGCAAGCGCCAGCAGCUGUUCCAGUUGGGGGGCCGGGGGAGCGAGCCCGGAUCCUUUACGUGGCCGCGCGGCCUGGCCGUCGGUCCCGACAAUAGCAUCGUCGUUGCGGAUUCGUCGAACCACCGGGUCCAGGUCUUCGACUCAAAUGGCAUUUUUGUCAAGGAGUUUGGCGAAUAUGGCAAUGGCGAGGGUGAAUUCGAUUGUCUAGCCGGUGUGGCAGUUAAUCGCAUUGGCCAGUACAUCAUAGCCGAUAGAUAUAAUCAUCGCAUACAAGUGCUUGAUCCACAAGGACGUUUCCUGCGCGCGUUCGGCUCGCAGGGCACCGCAGAUGGCAAAUUCAAUUAUCCUUGGGGCGUAACAACUGAUGCACUCGGCUUCAUUUACGUUUGCGAUAAGGAGAACCACAGAGUGCAGGUUUUCCAAUCCGAUGGUUCCUUCGUUGGUAAAUUCGGUUCCUGUGGCCGUGGCGAGGGUCAGCUGGAGCAUCCGCAUUAUAUAGCCGUAUCGAAUACGAAUCGUGUUAUUGUUUCCGAUUCGAACAACCACAGAAUUCAGAUAUUCGAUGUGAAUGGGAAGGUCCUGUCAACUGUGGGUGGCGAAGGCUCCGACGAUGGUCAAUUCAAAUUUCCACGUGGUGUGGCUGUGGACGAUCAGGGCUAUAUAUUUGUAGCCGAUUCUGGUAACAAUCGCAUACAAAUCUUCAAUCCCGAUGGCAGUUUUCUAAAGACCUUUGGCUCCUGGGGCUCCGGUGACUCGGAGUUUAAAGGACUCGAAGGUGUGGCCAUUAUGUCAAACGGAAACAUUUUGGUGUGCGAUCGGGAGAAUCAUCGUGUGCAAGUGUUCUGAGGCACGCCCACUACAUCACAAUAACAACAAGAAUAAGAGCACUUUGUAUUGCUAAACAACUUUUAAUUUCUCUUUAAUUAUGAAUGGUUUACGAUUUCUGUUAAUAUGUAUUUAUUUUGUAAUGAAUUGAGUGCUAAAUUUAAUUUCGAUAUUUCUAUGACCAGAAAUUUCCCAAUCAAUUAAAACACUGACUCAAGAUAAGAAAAACAAACAAAAAAAAUCGAAAAACAGAGAAAUUGUUGAAAAAAUGUUAAGCUAGCAUAAAAUCGAGCAAAGUUGAAACUGAAAAUGAAUAAAAUCCAAAACGAAAACUCGUCAGAGUUGGA
Scaptodrosophila lebanonensis is the source of this 5264-nucleotide messenger RNA. RefSeq names its product RING finger protein nhl-1 (gene tn). The record is from RefSeq and is a predicted model, not a curated record. The coding region runs from base 406 to 4938 and encodes 1510 amino acids. Lineage: Eukaryota; Metazoa; Arthropoda; Insecta; Diptera; Drosophilidae. Gene Ontology annotation, biological process: proteasome-mediated ubiquitin-dependent protein catabolic process; negative regulation of translation; protein polyubiquitination. The transcript has 13 exons. Gene Ontology annotation, molecular function: metal ion binding; ubiquitin protein ligase activity; translation repressor activity.